Pecten maximus is the source of this 2421-nucleotide messenger RNA. RefSeq lists its product as uncharacterized. The record is from RefSeq and is a predicted model, not a curated record. Lineage: Eukaryota; Metazoa; Mollusca; Bivalvia; Pectinida; Pectinidae. The transcript has 6 exons. The coding region runs from base 1 to 2421 and encodes 806 amino acids.
AUGCCUAAUCUCAUAGAUAAGCUAGUGGAGGAAGAUCAUAUAAGUCACACACUCAAGGUAGAGGAAGAUCAUAUAAAUCACACACUCAAGGUGGAGGAAGAUCGUAUAAAUCACACACUCAAGGUAGAGGAAGAUCAUAUAAAUCACACACUCAAGGUAGAGGAAGAUCAUAUAAGUCACACACUCAAGGUAGAGGAAGAUCGUAUAAAUCACACACUCAAGGUGGAGGAAGAUCGUAUAAAUCACACACUCAAGGUGGAGGAAGAUCAUAUAAAUCACACACUCAAGGUGGAGGAAGAUCAUAUAAAUCACACACUCAAGGUAGAGGAAGAUCAUAUAAAUCACACACUCAAGGUAGAGGAAGAUCAUAUAAGUCACACACUCAAGGUAGAGGAAGAUCAUAUAAAUCACACACUCAAGGUGGAGGAAGAUCGUAUAAAUCACACACUCAAGGUAGAGGAAGAUCAUAUAAAUCACACACUCAAGGUGGAGGAAGAUCAUAUAAAUCACACACUCAAGGUAGAGGAAGAUCAUAUAAAUCACACACUCAAGGUGGAGGAAGAUCAUAUAAAUCACACACUCAAGGUAGAGGAAGAUCAUAUAAAUCACACACUCAAGGUAGAGGAAGAUCAUAUAAGUCACACACUCAAGGUAGAGGAAGAUCAUAUAAAUCACACACUCAAGGUGGAGGAAGAUCGUAUAAAUCACACACUCAAGGUAGAGGAAGAUCAUAUAAAUCACACACUCAAGGUGGAGGAAGAUCGUAUAAAUCACACACUCAAGGUAGAGGAAGAUCAUAUAAAUCACACACUCAAGGUGGAGGAAGAUCAUAUAAAUCACACACUCAAGGUAGAGGAAGAUCAUAUAAAUCACACACUCAAGGUAGAGGAAGAUCAUAUAAAUCACACACUCAAGGUAGAGGAAGAUCAUAUAAAUCACACACUCAAGGUGGAGGAAGAUCAUAUAAAUCACACACUCAAGGUAGAGGAAGAUCAUAUAAGUCACACACUCAAGGUAGAGGAAGAUCAUAUAAGUCACACACUCAAGGUAGAGGAAGAUCAUAUAAAUCACACACUCAAGGUAGAGGAAGAUCAUAUAAAUCACACACUCAAGGUAGAGGAAGAUCAUAUAAAUCACACACUCAAGGUAGAGGAAGAUCAUAUAAAUCACACACUCAAGGUAGAGGAAGAUCAUAUAAGUCACACACUCAAGGUAGAGGAAGAUCAUAUAAAUCACACACUCAAGGUAGAGGAAGAUCAUAUAAAUCACACACUCAAGGUAGAGGAAGAUCAUAUAAAUCACACACUCAAGGUGGAGGAAGAUCAUAUAAAUCACACACUCAAGGUAGAGGAAGAUCAUAUAAAUCACACACUCAAGGUGGAGGAAGAUCAUAUAAAUCACACACUCAAGGUAGAGGAAGAUCAUAUAAGUCACACACUCAAGGUAGAGGAAGAUCAUAUAAAUCACACACUCAAGGUAGAGGAAGAUCAUAUAAGUCACACACUCAAGGUAGAGGAAGAUCAUAUAAAUCACACACUCAAGGUAGAGGAAGAUCAUAUAAAUCACACACUCAAGGUAGAGGAAGAUCAUAUAAAUCACACACUCAAGGUAGAGGAAGAUCAUAUAAAUCACACACUCAAGGUAGAGGAAGAUCAUAUAAGUCACACACUCAAGGUAGAGGAAGAUCAUAUAAAUCACACACUCAAGGUAGAGGAAGAUCAUAUAAAUCACACACUCAAGGUAGAGGAAGAUCAUAUAAAUCACACACUCAAGGUGGAGGAAGAUCAUAUAAAUCACACACUCAAGGUAGAGGAAGAUCAUAUAAGUCACACACUCAAGGUAGAGGAAGAUCAUAUAAGUCACACACUCAAGGUGGAGGAAGAUCGUAUAAAUCACACACUCAAGGUAGAGGAAGAUCAUAUAAAUCACACACUCAAGGUAGAGGAAGAUCGUAUAAAUCACACACUCAAGGUGGAGGAAGAUCAUAUAAAUCACACACUCAAGGUGGAGGAAGAUCAUAUAAAUCACACACUCAAGGUAGAGGAAGAUCGUAUAAAUCACACACUCAAGGUAGAGGAAGAUCAUAUAAAUCACACACUCAAGGUAGAGGAAGAUCAUAUAAAUCACACACUCAAGGUAGAGGAAGAUCGUAUAAAUCACACACUCAAGGUGGAGGAAGAUCGUAUAAAUCACACACUCAAGGUAGAGGAAGAUCGUAUAAAUCACACACUCAAGGUAGAGGAAGAUCGUAUAAAUCACACACUCAAGGUGGAGGAAGAUCGUAUAAAUCACACACUCAAGGUAGAGGAAGAUCAUAUAAAUCACACACUCAAGGUGGAGGAAGAUCGUAUAAAUCACACACUCAAGGUAGAGGAAGAUCAUAUAAGUCACCGGGUAACCAGAUGUACUAUAAUCGGGUAA